AUGGCCCCUAUCGGAGUGGCUAUUGUUGGCGGUGGCAUCUUUGCCAAGGAACAGCAUCUGCCGGCCGUGGAAGCGAGCGACCAACUCACACUCAAGGCCAUUUAUUCGCGGUCCCGCAAGUCCGCCGAGGAUACGGCGAAGCUCGCCACCAAUUCCGCGUCGCCCGACCUGUACUCCGACGACUCGGGCGACGGCAAGUCGUUCAAGGACCUCCUUGCCCGCGACGAUAUCCAGGCCCUUAUCCUAGCCCUGCCCAUUGUCAAUCAGCCCGAAUAUAUUGAGCAAGCACUCGCUGCCGGCAAGCACGUCUUGGCCGAGAAGCCCAUCGCCCCCGACGUCGCUCGGGCUCAGAAGCUGAUCGACUACUACAACAAGGUCUCUGCUGAAAAGGGCGUCACCUUCGCUGUCGCCGAGAACUACCGUUUUCAGCCCCGCUACACUGCGGCACGGGAUGAGGUACAGGCACUGGGCAAAAUCACCGGCUUCAACGUAAGGGUUUUCUUCUACGUGCAACUGGGUGGCAAAUACAUCGAGACAGCGUGGCGUAAAAAGCCAGACUACCAGGGUGGCUUCCUCCUCGACGGUGGCGUCCACUUUGCAGCCGCGCUCCGGCUGCUACUCGGCAAGGAGGCGGCGCCGGACUCGGUUGCCGCCUUCUCGGACCUGACCCAGGAGCACUUGCCCCCCAUCGACACCAUCAAUGCUGUCAUUAGGACCAGAUCGGGCGCCACAGGCUCCUUUGCUGUCAGCGUCGGCUCAUCCUUGAGCGCUUUCGAUUUCCAGGUGGCGGGAGAGAAAGGCAGUGUCACCCUGUCGGGCCAUGACCUCACUGUCAAGCCUUUCGAUGGCGAAGCACGGACAAUCCAGUUCGAGCAGACGAGUGGUGUCAAGGAAGAGGUCAAGGCAUGGGCGGAAGGUUUGGUAGCCGGGAGGCCGAACCCGUUGCAGUCUCCCGAGGAGGCCUUGGCCGACCUCGAGCUCCUUGAGAAGAUUUUCAAGAGUGGUGAAAAGGAUGGUGCGGUCCAGAAGCUGCAGUUACAAUAG
This is a messenger RNA of Colletotrichum navitas, 1044 nucleotides long. Its product is annotated as oxidoreductase family protein. The transcript has 2 exons. The record is from RefSeq and is a predicted model, not a curated record. Gene Ontology annotation, molecular function: oxidoreductase activity; nucleotide binding. Gene Ontology annotation, cellular component: cytoplasm. Lineage: Eukaryota; Fungi; Ascomycota; Sordariomycetes; Glomerellales; Glomerellaceae. Bases 1 to 1044 code for a protein of 347 amino acids. Gene Ontology annotation, biological process: NADPH regeneration.